AUGGCUGAGCCUCCAGAACCAGUGCACUUCCAGGGGGACCAAGCAUCAGCAGAAGCAGCGGCACUCGGCUCUGAGCCGGGUGAGUCCACAGAGGUGGAGUGUCCCAUCUGCUACCACGAGUACAACCAGUGUGGCAAGUGUCCUCGCAUGCUGGAAUGCCUCCACGUCUUCUGCACCGAGUGCCUCCAGAGAAUCCAGCUGUUCCCGUAUCCAGCUGAACCCGCGGACCCCCAGAGCCCUCGCAGCACUGCCAUUUUCUGCCCCCUCUGCCGCCACCCCACCCUGCUGGAGACCGGCGACCCCCUCACCCUGCCCUGCAACUCCCGCAUCCUGGCUCAACUGCCCCCCAUGGCUUUCUGCACACCCGUGUCGAUGGCUGCCCACUUGGCCACCGUCACCCAGAGGGUGGUCCUCUCCCUGGAUACCAGCAGGGACGCCCGCUUCAUCAUCCUGCCCACAGUGAGCCUAAGGGUGGAGCAGAUGCACCCAAGCGAUAGGCCCCAUGGUGGAGGUGUGGGCCUGGUGGGUGAGGUGGAGGUGCUGCAGCACCACAGGAGGACCCUGGCCGUGGUGUUCUGGGUGUUGUUUGUGAUGACCUGCGUGGUGGGACUGGUGUUUGGGCCCAGGUUUUUCCGCAACUGA
This is a messenger RNA of Salvelinus namaycush (lake trout), 642 nucleotides long. Its product is annotated as E3 ubiquitin-protein ligase RNF186-like. Gene Ontology annotation, molecular function: ubiquitin protein ligase activity. Gene Ontology annotation, biological process: protein ubiquitination. The record is from RefSeq and is a predicted model, not a curated record. The coding region runs from base 1 to 642 and encodes 213 amino acids. Lineage: Eukaryota; Metazoa; Chordata; Actinopteri; Salmoniformes; Salmonidae. The transcript has a single exon.